Molecule: messenger RNA, 1102 nt
Organism: Peromyscus eremicus (cactus mouse)
Lineage: Eukaryota; Metazoa; Chordata; Mammalia; Rodentia; Cricetidae
Gene: Fis1
Product: fission, mitochondrial 1
Exons: 7
Coding region: 342-881 (179 amino acids)
Biological process (GO): autophagy of mitochondrion; mitochondrial fission; peroxisome fission
Cellular component (GO): peroxisomal membrane; mitochondrial outer membrane
Molecular function (GO): protein binding
Source: RefSeq, a predicted model, not a curated record
CGUAACCGGCUUGCCGCGGAGAACUCUGGGAAAUGUAGUUUUAGGCACGAGCAGCUGCCGUUAGCUGCGGUCCGUGGCGGGUACCGAGGCUCCGCGGCUCCGCAGGUGUUUGCGGCUCGGAUCAACCUUACACGAGUUCCUGAUGUUCUAUUAUUCUUGAUGGUUCGGGAAGCUUCUGGAACACAGGACAGACACCUGUACAAUGGAAACAAGAUCUGCAUCAUGAGCUUCAGAUGUGUUCUUGGAGCCACGACCAAAGAGAUCACCUCAAAUUGGGACUUUCUGGAAGUUAAUCCACGAGGGACCUCCAGCAGAAGCUCUGGAGAGGCCUCGCAGCACCCAUGCUGAACAUCGCGGCGCGUUCAGGUACCCUCCAUUGGCUUCAAGAUCUCCUGGAGGGAAAACUGAGCCAUACUAUUCCUGGGAGAGGAGAUCCAAGCAGGCUGGAAGAGGGAAGAGUGAUCCAGAAUUUUGAAAGGAAAUUUCAGUCCGAGCAGGCAGCUGGCUCUGUUUCCAAAAGCACACAGUUUGAGUAUGCCUGGUGCCUGGUGCGAAGCAAGUACAAUGACGACAUCCGUAAAGGCAUCUUGCUCCUGGAGGAGCUGUUGCCCAAAGGGAGCAAAGAGGAACAGCGGGAUUAUGUCUUCUACCUGGCAGUGGGCAACUACCGUCUCAAGGAAUAUGAAAAAGCUUUAAAGUAUGUGCGUGGACUGCUGCAGACUGAGCCCCAGAACAACCAGGCCAAGGAGCUGGAGCGCCUCAUUGACAAGGCCAUGAAGAAAGAUGGGCUAGUCGGCAUGGCCAUUGUUGGUGGCAUGGCCCUGGGUGUGGCGGGACUGGCUGGACUCAUUGGACUAGCUGUCUCCAAGUCCAAAUCCUGAAGACAGCCUCACCCGCUCUCUGCCCUGGCGCACCUGGGAGCCUGGGGACACUGGAAGAGGGUCCUGUCCAUCCUCACCGUGGCCUUCCCUUGUCUUCCCCAACCCUCGUCAUCCACCUCCACAGUCUCCUCCGACCUUCACCCUCCCAUCCCCGACACCUGUUGUUAGCCCUAAGUCUGCUUUGUGAUGAGUGUAAAUAAAAUUGGGCUGUGGCUUGGGAA